AGUUACGAAGACACACAUACAGUGUCUGUUUGUCAACAAUCAACAACAAGCGUAAUCAGCCGCUGCGCAGACUUUCGGCUGUAGGUCCGAGGAUCGUGGUGCGUUGUCACCAGAUUAAUUCGCGAAACCAGUUCGGUUGGAGGGAUGGCGAAACGUUACUGCAUUAUUGGUGCCGGCACAUCGGGCGUGUGUGCCGCCAAGACGGUUCUAGAAGCCGGCGGUCAGGUGACGAUAUACGAGAGAACAGACCAAAUUGGUGGUACCUGGGUGUACACCGACGACGUCGGCACCGAUCGGUAUGGAUUACCAGUGCACACCAGCAUGUACCAGGGUUUAAAAACGAAUCUUCCCAAGGAAAUAAUGGGGUUCCCGGGGUUCGAGAUGCCACCGCAGGAUGCUUCGUACGUUCGGGCGGAUGAGGUGCUCAGUUUCAUUCGAGACUACUCCAAUCACUACGGUGUCACGGAGCACAUUCAAUUUGAGCAUUUGGUAGAAGAGGUGAAACCAGAUCCAUCGUCUGACCAAGGCCGCUGGAGCGUGAAAGUACGAAACCUACGAGAAGCGUCCAGCCGCGAGGAGUAUUUUGAUUUUGUGCUCGUUUGCAAUGGACACUAUCACACGCCGCACAUUCCAUUGUACCCAGGACGGGAAGAAUUUCUGGGUCGCCAGCUGCAUAGCCACGAUUAUCGAAAGGCGGACGUGUUCAAGGAUCAUUUCGUACUGGUCAUCGGUGCGGGUCCAAGCGGAACGGAUCUUACCUUGGAAGCAGCACGGCUAGCGAAAACGGUUUAUUUCAGCCACCACGUUCCAGAUAAGCUGAAGCAUCUCGUGUUCCCGGCGAACGUCAUUCAGGUACCGGAUGUGGUACGAAUCGGUGCGCAAUCCGUCGAGUUUGGCAACGGUGCAACCUUUCCGGUAACACUCAUCUUCUACUGUACCGGAUUUCGCUACAGUUUCCCCUUUCUGGGGGAAGAAUGCGGCAUCACGGUCGAGGACAAUCAUGUUCAACCGCUGUACAAGCACUGGAUAAACAUCAACCAACCGACGAUGGCAUUCAUAGGGCUACCGUUUUACGUGUGUGCCACGCUCAUGUUCGAACUACAAACACGCUUCUGUGUGGCGUUCUACACUGGACGGUUGCCGAUGCCAACGCGCCAGGAAAUGGAACGAGACCAUGAGCGUGAAAUGUCGGAACGAUGGAACCGUGGUCUUAAGAAACGGCAGGCGCACAUGAUGGGAGCGGAAUUUCAAGGGCAGUACUAUCGUUCGUUGGCCGAACGAGCUCAGCUGGUUCCGAUACCAGAAGUCAUGACGAAAAUCCAUAUUGACAGUAGUCGCCGCAAGAAGGAAGAUCUGGAACAGUACCGGGACGACGUGUAUCGAAUCGUGGAUGCCGACACCUUUGUCAAGUGUCACAUAACGGAACUGAAAUCUCUGGAGAAAGAGCUAGCGGAUAGAAGCUAGAAGGACUUUUUGCGUGAAUUUUAUUUCUUUACU
Messenger RNA from Anopheles aquasalis, 1497 nucleotides. RefSeq names its product senecionine N-oxygenase-like. Lineage: Eukaryota; Metazoa; Arthropoda; Insecta; Diptera; Culicidae. Gene Ontology annotation, molecular function: N,N-dimethylaniline monooxygenase activity; NADP binding; flavin adenine dinucleotide binding. The record is from RefSeq and is a predicted model, not a curated record.